UCGCAGCACCACUCUCCGUGCCCAAGCAAACGAGACAAAAACCAUGGCUUUUCUCCUAGGCUACGGCAAGACGAGCUACACUCAUCAUCCCGAUCCUAUCUCUCUCCCCACCAAAUCUGGUUCCAAAACCACUCUCACCGACUUCGCUGCCUCGGCCAUCCCACCAUGUCACUUGAACCCUCUCCUUUUCAACGGACAUCUUCAGACCAUGAGGACAGCACUUAAGGAUGCCGGACCCCCAAUUUACUACAAACGUCAAAUUUUCAAGUCCCCCCAUUCUGUCUACCCGGGCGAGUUCGCUGUGGACUUUGUCGUGUCGCGCGAGGUGGGACAGGAAGCCAAGGAAGACCCCACGUUACCUGAGCGAACUACUUUCUACACAGAAGACGAGUUCACUUCGCUCGCUAGCGAUGACGAAGUUCCCAUGCUGGUCAGUCUGCACGGAUUGUCGGGAGGCAGCCAUGAAGUGUAUCUGCGCGAAGUUUUGGCGCCACUUGUGCCUCAAGGGUGGGCUGCGUGUGUCGUGAAUGGUCGCGGGUGUGCGCUCUCCAAGAUCACGUCUCCGCAUCUUUUCAACGCACGCUCGACGUGGGAUGUGCGGCAGACAAUCCGGUAUCUACGCGAGACGUUUCCGAACCGUCCGUUGUAUGCGGUGGGAUACUCGCUGGGGGCGAAUAUCCUGUCGAAUUAUGUUGGAGAGGAAGGGGAAGAGUGCGUCCUGAAGGCUGCCAUAGCCUGCUCGAAUCCAUGGAACUUGGAGGUGUGUGCGAAAGCGCUGCAAAGGACGUAUUUGGGGCUGGAGGUGUACAGUAGGGCUAUGGGGGGCAACCUACAGAAACUGUAUGAGCAACACAAAGAUAUGAUCGUGCAGAACCCGGCCAUCACAGACGAAAAGGUGCGGGCUUGCAAGUACAUAGGCGACUUUGAUCGGGUAGUCCAAGCACCAACAUGGGGAUAUCCCACCGAAGGCGCGUACUAUCGAGACGCUCAAUCCGCGGAUGCAGUCGUGGCUAUUAAGAUUCCUUUUCUUGCUAUCAACGCUACUGAUGACCCUAUAUCCCAUGUCGAAGGCAUUCCAUUCGCAGAAUUCCGACAAAACCCAUAUACCGUUCUGUGUACCACAAACUGGGGUGGCCACUUGAGCUGGUUCCAGUUGGGCGGUAAACGAUGGUUCGCUACAGCGAUAGUGAGCUUCCUUACAAAGAUGCACGAUGAGAUCGAUGUUAGCGCUCCUUUGCCUGGGAAAAAAGAGGCAGAUGCCAAGAUGGUGGAAAAGAAGUAUCCGAUUUUCGAUCCGAAGAAUCGUCGGUUGAUAUUGCCGGGUGCGUAG
Molecule: messenger RNA, 1330 nt
Organism: Periconia digitata
Lineage: Eukaryota; Fungi; Ascomycota; Dothideomycetes; Pleosporales; Periconiaceae
Source: the annotation of a GenBank genome assembly